This is a messenger RNA of Guillardia theta CCMP2712, 2484 nucleotides long. RefSeq lists its product as hypothetical. The transcript has 10 exons. The coding region runs from base 175 to 2445 and encodes 756 amino acids. The record is from RefSeq and is a predicted model, not a curated record. NCBI's taxonomy places the organism in Eukaryota, Cryptophyceae, Pyrenomonadales, Geminigeraceae.
AGAAUGAAUGAGAUUUUUUGAAGAAAGAUAGUUCGGAUGUGGGUAGAGCAACUCGGGCAGUGAACUUGUAAGGAGGCUGUGGUUGUGAACAUUGAAAUGAGAGGACGGCAUUGAACCGUUUCAUUGUGUGCAUCACUGAGUGCGGUAUGGCAGAGAAGUAGAAGUGAGCAUCCCAUGGAUUCUCCCUCUCCCUCGUGGCUUGCGAGUGCAAAGCCCGGGAAGCAAGCUUUUCUGUACAGUAUACUCGCCCUUGCUUGUUGCGGCUGCGCGCUGCUGCUGCUGCCAUUCAGCGGCUUUCAUGGCCGAGGUGAAGUAUCGUUGCAAGGAACAGGCGGUGGGAGAGAGAUGCUGCAUCCCUCCAUCAUCUCCAGGAAAGUAUCUGAGGGGAUAAAGCAGCUGGACAGCCAGGUACACACUCUGGACACUAUCCGCAACAAGAUGUGGGGCUCGCUCCACAAGGCACAGAAGAUGAGCGCGUACAAGGACGUGGACAUAGAUGACGAGGACUUUUCGCAGCUGCACAGGGUUGCUCAAGAAGCGCUCCGACUCCGAGAUGAGCUGCAGAAAGCUGCUGCUUCGGAGAAGAGCAUUCUCGUCAGGAGCGAAGAGAUUCUCGACGGAGGCUGCAAGGAUCAUCACAAGGAGAGCUGCGGGGGAGAGAGCUGCUGCAGUUUCUGGGCAAGGCGAGGUCAAUGCGCCUCGAACAACCAGUGGAUGUCAGUCAUGUGCUCUAGAAGCUGCUCGACUUGCAGCCAGGACAAGGCAGAUGUGAAGAAGGUGGACAUGCUUCUUUCGCACCAGCAUGAGGCUGACGGGAUGAUUUCAGAUGUAAAAGCCUCUGCUGCACCACUAGCUCAUGUGAAGGCCCAGCAGGCAGGAGCGUCUGACAAGCAUGUGGAUGUCUCUCUCUCCCUGGAAGGAGUUGCGAUGAAUGGCAUCACCCGGCAGCAGCUGGACGAGAUCUUGCGGAAGGCAGUGGCGAAGGCCACGAAGAAGCCUGCCGACGCGUUGAGAGUGAAGUUGGAAUCCUUUGACUUUUCUCCUGCUCGUCAUGUUGUGAAGCGCAAAGAACCAAUCAGGAGGGACAGGUCGCGCGAGUUCGUGUACGGGGUCGCUCCAGAGGAACCUCGUCUCGACAGUUUUCUCCGCAAGGAUGGAGGGUUCUCUCCUAGACGGCGCUUGCUAGCAGUAGGGAAGGACAGCAGGAUCGGCACCCUGGACUUGAAGUUUCACCUUCAAUUGCCGUCGGGGGAGGACCAGAACUCCAUCACGCGGGCGAUCAAGUCAGAGCUGCACGACGAGGAGGAGAAACCAAAAGACAUCGCGCACGGAAAGGAGCAGCUGCAGCAGGCUCUCCACCAAGAGACGAGCAUCACUAGCUCUACUGGCACUACAGGUGCUGGCGGGGGAUCUCAUUCCAACUUCGAAGACAUCUUAAGCGGGAAAGCUUCCCACCCGGAGGACAGGAUCAACUCCAUCCCCGUCCACUCGCAAGAUGCCUCAGGACCUGCUGAGGAACGCCAGUGGGUCUCCCCGCUGGUCGGCAAGCCGCGCGCUUACUCGAACGGCUACGGGCUGGGGUUGGGGAUCAACAAGAAGGCAGCGCCAGCCAGAGGCCAGGAAGGAGAAGCUGGGUGGACUUUCUUGGAGCCCUUUGGGGACGAGGAGCCGAAGAUGAUGAAGCGAGGGAGCCGACCAGAAGAUUGCGGGGAAGCUUGCAGCGAAGAAGCUGCGAGCCAGAGCAGAGAGGAUGCGCGUAAGGGGGCUCUCAGAGCUCAAGCGGAGGAUCAAGUGAAGCUGAAGAAGGAGCAAGUGAUUGAGGACUCUCGUACUCUGAAGCAUUUACUCACAGCUAUCGCUGAGGAGUCCCUCCUCUUGAACUUGACACAAGCCAACGCCUCCUCCACCUCCUUGCAAGACUCUUCGUCCGCUUCCCCUUCCCAAGUGAGUAUGCAGGACCAGACCUCCGCUCAGAUCCACAGCCUCAAGCAAAAAGCUUCUGAGUUGGAGGAGGGAGCUCGUCGCAAGCUGGCCGGCUUGAGGGGUCGAGUGCUUUCACAGCGUCAGGAGAACAUGCGAAGGCUUUCGCGCUACUAUGUCAAUCUCGCUCAGCGACUGGCGGCCGAUGGCCAGAACCUCCAGCAGAGACUGCUGGAUGAGAGGCAGACACUCAGUCGUUUCCAACAUGAUGGUUAUGGUCCCAUGUGGAUGGGCAGGAGGCGAGAAGCAGCAGGAUUCAGAAGAGGAGGAGGAACAGGCACUUUCUUUGUGCGGCCGUUGGAACCUUCCUUGAGGUUGUCCCCUGAACGGACAGACGCCGCGACUGAGUCAAACAUCCGCAAGAUCUCUGAAGACCUAAAGGUGCAAACGGCACGAAUGAACCGUGAGAGUGAAGACUUCCGCCAGCUGAUUCGAAGGAUAAGGCGGGAGACAGGGGGGGCUUAACAGCCAGCAGCCGACAAUAAAGGACUGGUUUUGCCUUGC